ACCACAAUUAAUUGCAGCAGUAGCCGCUCAUGGCGUGGCCGGGCGACCUCGGCCGGAUGGGGAGUAGCCGGCGGGCUCUAAUGGCGGCGAGCUUUCGGGCCAACGAGGAGGAAGGUGACUACAACUUCAUCUAUGAUGACAAAGAUCCGAGAUGGGUGGAGUUAGAGAGCCUUCCAACUCCGGACAGGGCCAGGAAAGGCAUCAUCCUUCAUGUAUCUCUGACCGGCCAACUUGUUACAAACGAGGUUGAUGUCCGACGUCUCAAACCUCAUCUUAAAAAGACUCUCAUGAGUCGCAUAUUCGCCGAUGUUGAUGAAGAUAAUGAACAGUUCCUUCGUUGGAUCAAAGGCCGUUAUGAACGGGUGGGCAUGGAGCUGCCAAAGAUUGAGGUACGGUUUCAAGAGUUAUCAGUGGAAGGGAAGGUGUACGUUGGGAGUAGAGCGCUGCCGACACUGCUCAACUCUGUCAUCAACUUCACCGAGGGAAUGGCAGGGCAUCUUGGUCUUUUUCCGUCCAAGAAAAAGGUCCACAAAAUACUCCACAGUGUCAAUGGUAUCAUUAAGCCAUCCAGGAUGACUCUUCUUCUUGGUCCACCCGGCUCUGGAAAAACAACAUUAUUACGUUCUCUCUCAGGAAUGCCAGAUAGAAACUUAAAGGUGAGUUAUUGUGGACGUGAUCUGUCAGAGUUCAUCCCUCAAAGGAUAAGUUCAUAUAUAAAUCAGCAUGACAUGCACAUCUGUGAAAUGACAGUCAGAGAGACAUUGGAUUUCUCUGGACAAUGUUCCGGUGUUGGAGGAGGCUAUGAAAUGCUGCUAGAGUUACUAAGACGUGAAAAGGCUGCAGGUAUCAAGCCAGACCCUGAUACUGAUGCUUUCAUGAAAGCAUCAGCAAUGCCAGGACAGAAGUCCAACCUUGUCACAGACUACCUUCUCAAAGUGAUUGGUUUGGAUAUUUGUGCUGAUACUAUUCUGGGUAAUGAGAUGAGACGUGGUGUUUCUGGGGGUGAAAAGAAACGUGUAACUACUGGAGAGAUGUUGGCAGGGCCUAACAGAACACUGUUCAUGGAUGACAUAUCAACUGGACUUGAUAGCUCCACCACCUUUCAGAUUGUUAAGUUUGUGAGACAAAUGGUUCAUGUCAUGGAUGGAACGGUGCUCAUGUCUCUUCUCCAGCCGGCACCUGAAGUCUUUGAACUUUUUGAUGACAUAAUCUUACUGUCCGAGGGGCACAUUGUUUAUCAAGGUCCAAGAGAGCAUGUUCUUGAGUUCUUUGAGUUCAUGGGUUUUAGAUGUCCUGAAAGGAAAGGAAUUGCAGACUUCCUGCAAGAAGUCACUUCAAAGAAGGAUCAAGAGAAGUAUUGGUUCAAUGUAAACCAGCAGUCUUUUAGAUACAUUUCAGCUCUUGAGUUUGCAGAAUCCUUCAAGACAUUUCAUGUAGGCAGGUACAUCUCAGACAGUCUCAGCAUCCCUUAUGAUCAGAACAGAGCAGAGUAUAAUUUAAUAGUGAAGGAGACAAGUAAUAAGUAUGGCAUCUCAAACUGGAAGCUCUUCAAGGCAUGCUUCUUCAGGGAAUGGUUGCUAAUGAAACGCAACUCAUUUGUUUAUAUAUUCAAGACAUUUCAAAUCUCAAUCAUGUCAGUGAUUGCCAUGAGCGUGUUCUUAGGAUCACAAAUGCAUCACAGAACCAUUGCUGAUGGAACAAAGUACAUAAAUGCUUUAUUUUACGGUUUGACAACUGUGAUGUUCAAUGGUAUGUCUGAGAUAGUGAUGACUAUUGAAAGGCUUCCGGUGUUCUAUAAGCAGAGGGAUUUUCUGUUUUUCCCUUCUUGGGCUUUCGCAUUGCCAUAUAUAAUUCUUAGAAUUCCUAUUUCACUACUAGAAUCAGGAAUAUGGAUGUUGAUUACUUAUUAUCCCAUGGGUUUCGCACCUGCUGCUAGUCGGUUCUUUAGGCAAUUCUUGGCAUUAUUCUUUAUACACCAUAUGAGCUUGUCAAUGUGCCGGUUUAUCGCUGCAGCUGCAAGGACUAUUAUUUAUGCCAACACAUAUGGGAACUGUUUUAUGCUUCUUAUUUUUGUGCUAGGAGGUUUCAUUAUAUCUAAAGAUGAUGUCAAUUCUUGGUGGGCAUGGGCCAUUUGGGUUUCUCCUAUGACUUAUGGGCAGGAUGCUAUUAGUGUCAAUGAAUUCCUUGAUCCUAGAUGGAACACUCCAAAUACUGAUCCAAGAAUUAAUGAACCAACAGUAGGGAAAGCAUUACUCAAAGUCAGAGGCAUAUUCACAGAAAGCUACAUUUACUGGAUCUCCAUUGGAGCUAUUUUGGGUUUUGCCAUGGUGUUUAAUGCUUGUUUUGUCAUCUUUCUUAAGAUCUUAAAUCCAAUUGGGAAUUUUCAUGCUGCCAUUGUAGAUGAGGAUGCAGACGUUAAUGAUGUUAAGGAAAAAAGAUCAAAUGGAAAUCAGAGGCAAAACAUGUCAGACGAUAAUACAUCAUCUAAAAUCAUCGGUUCAGGUAAAAAGAGUAGUGAACCGAUGAUUUUGCCUUUUCAGCCACUUUCACUCACAUUCAGUAAUGUGAACUAUUAUGUAGACAUUCCAAGUGUAAGUCAGGUAAAAAAAAAAAGGUUUUCAAGUAAUCAUACACCGUUUUUUUUUUCAGUGUUUAAGAAAUUCGAAUUACCCGCUAAGAGUAAAGGAGCUAAGAGUAAUCGUCUUCAAUUACUGUCCAAUGUAAGUGGUUCUUUUAGGCCAGGUGUCCUCACUGCACUAGUUGGUGUUAGUGGAGCUGGAAAGACUACUCUGUUGGAUGUUUUGGCUGGAAGAAAGACACAAGGCUUUAUUGAAGGAUGCAUUAACGUUUCUGGUUAUCCAAAGAAGCAACAAUCCUUUGCUCGCAUUAGUGGUUAUUGUGAACAAUUUGACAUUCAUUCACCCCAUGUUACUGUCUAUGAAUCUCUGCUUUUCUCUGCUUGGUUACGUCUCACACCCGAAAUAACAGAAAAACAAAGAAAGAUGUUUGUGGAGGAAGUGAUGGGCCUUGUUGAGCUCAAUACAUUGAGAAAUGCUUUAGUGGGUUCUCCUGGGGUGGAUGGAUUGUCCACUGAGCAGAGGAAGAGGCUUACGAUAGCUGUGGAGUUGGUAGCAAAUCCAUCCAUCAUCUUCAUGGAUGAGCCAACAACUGGACUUGAUGCAAGAUCUGCAGCAAUAGUCAUGAGAACAGUGAGGAACACUGUUGACUCUGGACGUAGUGUGCUUUGCACCAUUCACCAACCAAGCAUUGAUAUCUUUGAAUCUUUUGACGAGUUAAUGUUGAUGAAAACUGGAGGCAAGCUCAUAUACUCUGGUCCCCUUGGUCAGCAUUCACAAAACCUUAUUGACUACUUUGAAGCUAUUCCUGGAGUUCCUAAAAUCCGUGAAGGUCAAAACCCUGCAACAUGGGUUCUUGAAAUAAGUUCCUCUGAGGCUCAAUUGAACAUUGAUUUUGCAGAGCUGUAUUCCUCUUCCUCUCUUUAUAAGAGGAAUGAGGACAUUAUCAAUGAGCUAAACAUUCCAGCACCAGGCUCCAAAGAUCUCAACUUUCCCACAGAAUAUGCACAGAGCUUUGUGACUCAGAGCAUUGCCUGUUUCUGGAAACAACGGCAGUCCUAUUGGAGGAAUACGAAAUAUAACAGCACACGCAUCAUCACAACUAUCGUCUAUGGUCUCAUGUUUGGUACUAUGUUCUGGAACAAGGGUAGUAAGAUAACAAAGCAACAGGAUCUGUUCAACUUGUUGGGAGGCAUCUACUCUGCUGUCUUCUUUCUUGGUGCAAUGGCUGCCAAUAAGGUGCAACCUGUGAUUGCCACUGAGAGAGCAGUUUUAUACCGUGAAAAAGCUGCUGGGAUGUAUUCAUCCUUGUCCUACGCCUUUGCUCAAGUUAGUAUUGAGAUGGUGUACGUAGCAGUGCAGAGUCUUAUUUACACCAUCCUUCUCUUCUCUAUGAUGAACUUUGGAUGGCAAGCAGACAAGUUCUUUUGGUUCCUAUAUUUCAUUUUCAUGUGCUUUGUUUACUUUGUGUUAUUUGGCAUGAUGCUUAUGGCAAUGACUCCGAAUAUCGCCGUUGCGAGCAUUCUCUACGCCUUCUUCAACUGCCUAUGGAACUUGUUCUCCGGCUUCAUCAUACCGAGAUCGUUAACUCCCAUAUGGUGGAGAUGGUACUACUGGGUUUGUCCUGUUUUUUGGACAAUCUAUGGCAUUGUAGUUUCUCAAGUAGGUGACAAAGAGAACUUGGUUCUGGUGCCUGGGCAGGCUAGCAUCCCUGUGAAGGAUUUGCUGAAUCAUACUCUUGGAUUCCAACAGAGCUUUCUUGGUUACAUGGCAGUACUGCAUUUAGCAUUUGUGCUCAUCUUCUUCUGUGUGUUUGUGUAUUGCAUCAAGUUCCUCAACUAUCAAAGCAGAUAGAUUUGUUCUUCAUUUUGACACCCAUGUGGGGACAUCAUUUAUCAUAUUUUUAGACUUUAUUCUA
Molecule: messenger RNA, 4494 nt
Organism: Dioscorea cayenensis subsp. rotundata (Guinea yam)
Lineage: Eukaryota; Viridiplantae; Streptophyta; Magnoliopsida; Dioscoreales; Dioscoreaceae
Product: pleiotropic drug resistance protein 2-like
Cellular component (GO): membrane
Molecular function (GO): ATP binding; ATP hydrolysis activity; ABC-type transporter activity
Source: RefSeq, a predicted model, not a curated record